CCGAGUACUUUCGUGUUUUAUACAGCACCGACAAUUUCCUACAGUCAGUAAUAGAUCCAGCGACGAUCUACAAACAGGUGGACGGAAAUGACGUGUACAGUGUAACUAUCGACAAACUAGAUGGGGGACAGCUGUACUUCUUUAAGGGUUGUAGCAUACAACUCGGACGGUAACAUCACAUCACUUGAGUCUUCAGGAUGUAGAGUCCAGGAAGAUACAUGUAGCCCUAACAGCUUGUACGUAACAGGAGUUGUACUGACGUGUAUAAGCGGCCUCAUGAUCACGCUUACGUUUGGACUUGGAAUCUUCAUCACUCGAAAAGGGCGUCUGCCAUUCUGUUCCAGUAAAUGUCAGCAACGCAAGAGCCAGGAAUUCGAUAACGUGCAACUUUCAGGACGAGGAACGAUUACACAAGAAGGCGAAAGAUCGUACCAGGAACUUGAUACAAGCCAGGUAGCCAAAGCCUCUGUAUAUUCUGAAAUAAGAACACAAGAAAUUAGAGGUAACAAUGACAAUGAAGCCAAUCAGAGCAGUAACUACGAGUCAUUGGAAGGACGGUCCAAACCAAACGUCUAUGAGGAGCUACAAACUGCUUCAUCUGGUAGCAGCGCUUUAUACACUAAUACCACCAUAGCGAAGGGCACUGCUCAACAUGACAUAUAAAACGUCACAAGGAAGAUUUAGUUUACUUUCUGGGAAUGUUAACACGUACAAACGAAAAAGAUGUUUUGAGAAGUUAAUGCCAUUUAGUGUCACACAUUUAUUUGUCAGUAUUUAAUACACUAGUUUGAUGUUGUCAGUAUUUGAUACACUAGUUUGAUGUUGUCAUUUUGUGAUUCGUUGCGACCAGGAAACACAUUUCCGCUUAUUUCAGUGUUCCCGGUAUCGUUCGUGUCAAUUGGGAUCUGAAAUGUACAGGAAGAAUGUAAACGAGCCAAAAGCGUGCAACUGAAGUGGGUUCAUAUAUGAUUAAUAUAAAAUGUCCAUGUAUCUAGGUUACCAGCGAAGUACCUUUAAAGUAGAAACGGGAUAAACAUCUAACAUCAUGAAAAUUCAUAUAACUUUUUGCAGAUUUUUUUAUUUUUUAUUUUUCACAUUAUAUGUCAGACCAGAACAGACACAUGCUAUAUAUCGAUAAAGUAUUUCUUUGAAAAAAUAACUAACCAAAACAUAGAAAAGGUCCACAAUAUUUGCAUAUAGAGUUACUGCAGUAGUCUAAAAUUUUGGGUUUGAUGCACUUGAUUUCAUAUAGAAGUUAUCAUUAUGCUGAGUUCUGAUACCUGAUUCACAUCCAAAAGCAUAGUUUGUAUAACAGACUACGGUGAUGUACAAUUCGAGACGUAUUAGAAGGAUUAACUUACAUUUAUAUAUUGUAUGGAAUAUAUUAUAUAUAUAUUUCUUUUAAACUUCAUCAUUCGAACAUAACUUGCUCUCCAACACAGGAUGAUAUUUUCAUAAGAUCUGUUUUCUUAUAUUCAUUUUAUUGUUUAGAGUUUGAUAUCAGAUACUUGUGCUCAACGAUGUUUUUUUUCAAACAUCAACGAAUCUUAAUAAUGUCAUAUUUUUUCUGAUUUCCAAUAGCAUAUAUAAAGUUCAAGUUAAUGGCUUAAAAAUGAUAUAUGUUCAAACCAUAUCACAAUCAUUUCUUUUUACAUAAUCUCACAACUUGCGUCUUUAGCAUAACAAUGUAAAACUUAUAACACCAUACCCUACUCAUCUUGUGAACUUAUCAGACAUCAUAGGAACUUAUUUAGAUAUUUUAGUAUACAGUUUUUGAAAGUCGUAUAAAUGCCAUGUUGUUUAGAGAUAGUAUUUGUUUACUUCAUCUUUAAAGGCUUUAUGUGGCAUAUUGUGUAUAAUGUCUAACAUAACUCGUGAUUAUGACUAAAGAAAGACAACUCCUACGAAACGUUAACCUUAAGGUCACAGGUCAAACAGCUUGUAAACGACAUGUGAUGUUAUUUAUUACUUAAUUUCUAUGGCGAAUACACUUUCAUGUUUCUUUAGUAAAAUGCGUCCUUUUUAAAACUAUGUUGUUGAGUCACCUUCCUAUCAAAGAACCAUUAGUUUGUUGGUGUGGACUAUAUCAAUUAUGUACAAGUGUCAACUUGAAUGAUUUACCUUCUCCCAGUUUUAAAAAACACGUUUUGAUAUAAUAAUUCGUAUGUUUGCUGCACUUUACAUUGUGUUUUUUUUAGUAAAGUGUGUAUCAAUACUUUUUUCCUGUUUGCAAGGUAUAACCUUUAUUAUUUCCAAUAAUUAUGUUCUCGCAGUUUAAAAAAUCGUUUUCGUAUAAUUGUCCUUUUUUGUGCGUCGCUUAUAGUUAGUAGUUUUGUAAAGUAUAAUAUAUGUCAAUAUUAAUUGUUAAGAUUUUUUUUCUAUAAUAGUUUAUCAAAUUUAGAAUUAAGUUUUGAUAUAUUACAGAUUGAUUGUAACUGAGUGUAAAAGUGUUUCCCUUCGGAUUUGUAACCAAUUACUCAUUUGUGUAUUCAUUUAUUUUUAAUUCUAGAAGCUCUGGUAGGCCAUUGUACAUUUGUCUCAAGUGAUAUAAACCUAUUGUUAAGUACAUCUAAUCAAUCAUAGUUAUAUCUGAUUUAGUCACCAGUUACUUUCAAGAAAACAUUAAGUUAGUGGCUCUUGAUUCUUAACUCGUAAAAUAUAUAGCGUGUUAUAGGGACCAACCAACCAAUUGUUUUCCCAUAGGCUUUAGUGUUAACGUUUUGGAGUAUUUCAUUCAAAUUCUUGAAUUCAAUAUGACAAUUAUAG
This is a messenger RNA of Pecten maximus, 2766 nucleotides long. RefSeq lists its product as uncharacterized. NCBI's taxonomy places the organism in Eukaryota, Metazoa, Mollusca, Bivalvia, Pectinida, Pectinidae. The record is from RefSeq and is a predicted model, not a curated record. The transcript is spliced from 9 exons. The coding region runs from base 121 to 663 and encodes 180 amino acids.